Saccharomycodes ludwigii is the source of this 4806-nucleotide messenger RNA. It is a transcript of the gene BPT1, whose product is annotated as ATP-binding cassette bilirubin transporter BPT1. Gene Ontology annotation, biological process: transmembrane transport. The transcript has a single exon. The coding region runs from base 1 to 4806 and encodes 1601 amino acids. The record is from RefSeq and is a predicted model, not a curated record. Lineage: Eukaryota; Fungi; Ascomycota; Saccharomycetes; Saccharomycodales; Saccharomycodaceae. Gene Ontology annotation, molecular function: ABC-type transporter activity; ATP binding; ATP hydrolysis activity. Gene Ontology annotation, cellular component: membrane.
AUGCUAGAAUAUGCAGAUUCUUGUCUUAAAGACAAUUGUCAAUUUGGAUUCAAACCGUAUCCUUCAAAUAAUGUAAAUGCUUUAAAUCCAUGUUUCCUAUCACUUGCCUCAGUGCUUAUCGCAAUUUUGUUAUCCAUCAUUGUGCUGUUACAGUUUAUUGAAUUGUUCAAGAUUAAGAAAGUCCCUCCAAAUUUCAAGUACAAGAAAAACCAUGUUUUGAAGUAUUUUUCCACUUCUUAUAUAAUUCACAUUUCAAAUGUUGCCUUAUAUGGUAUUUUGGUGGUUGUCCAAUAUGCUUUGUUUAUUAAUAACGAAGGACAAGCUGAAUACACAAAAAUAAUCCCACCCAUUACAAAAUUAUCAUUAUUAUCAAAUAUUAUUUUCAUUGUUUGCUUCUCUAUUCCUUCCCAACUAGUCCAAUAUUUUAAAACAUCAGCGGCCAUUUCCGGUAAUCUAUUCUACUUUAUGUUUUCUGCUUGUCUAAAUUUAUUUCAAUUUUCACAACGAUGGUUUCAUUUGUCUGAUAAAGAUAUGUACAACGUAUUGCCUGGUCCUAUCGCUGGGUAUCUAGAACUCGGUUUGUUUAUUGUUUCCACUUUGUGUUUGGUUUAUUUAACAGCGCAUUAUGAACCUUCUAAGGUGUUGUUAGAUUAUUAUAAGGAAAAGGGGAUAUAUCCACCUGUAAAUUUUUUCCAGUCCAUCACUUUUACCUGGAUGAAUCCGUUAAUUACAGACGUAUAUAAAAAGGGGAAAAUUGAAGAUCCGUAUAAUAUGCCUCUUCCACCUUGUAAUUUAAGUGCCCGUGAAUGCACUGAAAGACUAAGAGCCCGUUGGGAGCAAGAAUUAUGGGACAAUAAAGAUAACAACGAUAAAAAGAGUUCAAUAGUGAAGGCUAUUCUGAAAACCUUUGGUGGUACCAUUGCCUGUGCUAUUGUAUACGAAAUGCUACAGGAUAUUUUGAGUGUUAUUGAACCUUUAGUUCUAAGGACCUUUAUCAAGUCCUUUACUCAAGAAUAUAGAGAGCAAUAUCCCUUGUUAAAUAGUUUGUUUAUUGUCCUUACUUUGUUUGGUAUCAAAAUAAUUAGCACCUGUCUAUCCAAUCAAUUUUAUAUUACCAUUUUUGAAGCAGGUUUGGGUAUCAGGAGUUCUUUGAUGUGCAUGGUGUAUCAAAAGGGGCUAAAACUAAGUGUCGAUGCAAGAGAACAAAAAUCAUCCGGCGAUAUUUUAAAUUUGGCAUCUGUUGACGUUUUGAAGAUCCAAAGAUUUUUUGAAACGUCCCAGGGUAUAUUUGGAACUCCAAUUCAAUUAGUUGGUGUGUUACUUUCAUUAUAUUCUUUGGUUGGGCGUGCCGUUUUUGGCGGGCUUGUUGUUAUGAUCAUCAUGGCGCCAAUAAAUUCAUACUUAUCAAAGAAAUUGGAAGGGUUGUACCGCAAAAAUAUGGAAUACAAAGAUACAAGAACCAAAUUGAUUACAGAGAUUUUAAAUUCCAUCAAAUCGAUCAAGUUGUAUGCAUGGGAAACACCAAUGUUGAAAAAAUUAUUUCAUGUGCGUAAUGAUUUAGAAUUGGAAAAUUUCAAAAAAGUUAGCGUUCUAGACAGUUUCAUCUUAUUUGCUUGGAACAUGGUCCCCAUCAUGGUUUCUACAUCCACUUUUUUGUUAUAUGCUUAUUUGUAUAAUAUUCCGCUAACACCAGACAUUGUUUUUCCGGCCUUGAGUCUAUUUGAUUUGUUGGGCGAUUGUAUUUAUAUUAUUCCAAAUGUUAUCACCGAUAUCAUUGAGACCAAAGUUUCUAUCGAAAGAUUGAGGGAUUUUUUGUUAUUGGAUGAGAUCGAUGAUUCAUACGUGGAAGUGUGUGAUCCAAGUGAAGAUCUGCCUGCUUUGGAAAUACAAAAUUGUACAUUUUUGUGGGGCUCUAUCAAAACUAAUCAGAGCAAGAAAACCCAGGAUAAUUAUGACGAAGAGGCUGAAACAACUGCCUUGAAGGUCGCCUUGAAAAACAUAGAUAAUUUCAAAGUUGUCCCUGGAGAAUUGACAUGUAUUGUUGGUAGAGUAGGUGCGGGCAAAACAACCUUGCUAAAGGCUAUUUUGGGAGAACUUCCUUGUACAAAUGGUUCUAAUCCAAGUCUACCGCCCAAGAUGAUUAUAAGGGGGACUUCUAUUGCCUUUUGUCCUCAGCAGCCGUGGGUUAUGAAUUCUAGUGUUAAAGAUAAUAUCAUUUUUGGGCAUCGAUAUGAAGAAAAGUUCUACAAACUUACUUUAAAAGCUUGUCAGCUUUUACCUGAUUUAGAGAUUUUACCAGAUGGAGAUCAGACUAUGGUUGGCGAAAAGGGUAUCUCCUUGAGUGGCGGUCAAAAGGCACGGUUGGUUUUAGCCAGAGCUGUUUAUAGUAGGUCUGACAUAUAUUUGUUGGAUGAUGUCUUGAGUGCUGUGGAUGCUGAGGUUUCAAGUAAUAUUAUUCAGCAAGUUUUGAGUAGAGAAACUGGUAUUUUAAAAAACAAGACGAUAAUAUUGGCCACUAAUGCAAUCAAAGUUUUGCGACAUGCACAAAACAUUUAUGCCUUAAAUAAUGGAGAAAUUGUGGAAAAUGGAACUUAUUCUGAGAUUAUGAGGGCUGAUUCCAGGAAUUCGCCCUUGAAAAAAUUGAUACAGGAAUUUGCGUCAGUGGAACAGGAUGGCCCUAAUAUUAGCGAACAAAAACAGGAAGCGGUUGAAGAACAACGAAAAAAUGAGCAAGAGCUGGCUUUUGAAAGAGCCAAUGAUAAUAUUGUUCUCGACGAUAAUGGUGUUUUUCAAGAAAUAAAUGAUUUAUCUGUCACUAAAACCGCAGCUAGAAGUAUUGAUGGGGGGUCAAUUUAUAGUUUGGAUACCAGAAGACCAUCAAUGGCUAGUUUUAAGCGACCAACUGUAUUGUUGGACCAUGAGCAUGAUAAUAGAAAGACCAAGCAGGACGUAGAAAAAAAAGAGGUUGGGAAGGUGAAAAAAUCUGUUUAUUUAGUGUAUAUCAAAGCUUGUGGGUACGUUGGUGUUUUCUUUUUUUUUGUGUUUUUGGUUUCUUCUAAUCUUUUCAAUAUUGUAGAAAAACUUUGGUUGAAGUAUUGGUCCGAAAAAAACGAAAAAACACAUUCAAAUGAACAUUUGAUAAAGUACGCCAGUAUCUAUAUGGGCAUUUGUAUUACAGAUGCAGCAUUUUCUGUUUUGAAGAGCAUUGUUAUGAUGUUUUUCUGUUCUAUCAAUGCGUCCAAAUAUUUGCAUGAUACUAUGGCGAAAUCAGUCUUGAGCAGCCCGAUGACAUUUUUUGAAACUACACCUGUGGGCCGUAUCAUUAACAGGUUUACAGCUGAUAUUGGUUCUGUUGAUUCUGGCUUGCAUUUUAUUUUCAGUUUUCUUUUUAGAUCAAUUUUGAAUUAUUGUUUCACCGUUAUUGUUAUCGGCUCGGUUUUGCCAUGGUUUAUUGUUUUCAAUUUUGUGAUUUUGCUAUUUUAUUUUUACUAUCAGGUUUACUACAUUGUUUUAAGUAGAGAUUUGAAAAGAUUAAUGAGCAAUUCAUUUUCACCAAUCAUGUCUCUAUUGAGCGAAACUUUAAUGGGACAUAUGGUCAUUAAUGCCUACAAACAUUUGGAUAGGUUUAGUUUCUUAAACUACGAAAAUAUACAAUUUAAUAUCAAUUGCGUUUUCAAUUUCAGAUCCACCAAUAGAUGGUUAUCGGUUCGUUUGCAAAGUAUUGGUGCUUUUAUUGUUUUAAUUACCGGGCUAUUGUGUUUGUCUAGUGGUUCGAUAAACAAAAAGAAUAUUAGUUCGGGUACUGUUGGUUUAUUGAUGAGUUUUGCUUUGCAGAUUUCGAAUUCAUUGAUGUGGAUUAUUAGAAUGACAGUCCAAGUGGAAACUAACAUUGUCUGUGUGGAAAGAAUCAAAGAAUAUUGUGAAUUGAAACCGGAGGCGGAAGCUAUCAUUGAAAAUAGUAGACCCCCUAAGAAUUGGCCAGAUAAAGGUGAGAUUGUAUUUGAAGAUUAUACCACUAAAUAUAGGGAAAACUUGGAUCCUUCGUUGAAGAAAGUAAGUGUUCAAAUCAAGCCUCGGGAGAAGGUCGGCAUUGUUGGUAGGACAGGCGCUGGGAAGUCAACCUUAACGUUGGCUUUGUUCAGGUUGCUAGAGGCCACCGAAGGCAGGAUUAUGGUUGAUGGAAUUGACAUUUCCAAGAUAGGGUUAGCUGAUUUGAGAAGCAGGCUAUCUAUUAUUCCACAAGAUGCACAAGCCUUUGAAGGUACUGUCAGAUAUAAUUUAGAUCCAUUUGAUGAAUAUACUGAUUCUGAGGUGCUUAAAGCGUUGGAGUUAUCGCAUUUAAAAGCACAUAUUGUUGAUAUUGUGAAAAAUAAUUCAAAUAGUGGUGACUAUGAGCAACAAGGUUCUGCAUCGCAGAAUAUUUAUGAAAGGUUUAGUGAUACUGAAUUGUUGGCUUGCAAGAUCGGAGUUAAUGGUGACAAUUUAUCUGUAGGUCAAAAACAGUUAUUGUGUUUAUCUAGGGCUUUAUUGAAUCAUUCUAAAGUUUUGGUUUUGGAUGAAGCUACUGCUGCAGUUGAUAUGCAAACCGAUAAAAUUAUUCAAGAAACUAUUAGAAGCGAAUUUCAAGAAAGAACUAUUUUAACAAUUGCACAUAGACUAGAUACAGUUAUGGACAGUGAUAGGAUUAUGGUGUUAGAUAAGGGUGAAGUUAAAGAAUUUGAUACACCAGCUAAUCUGCUAGCCAGAAAAGAUUCUUUAUUUUAUGCUUUGUGUGAAAAAGGUGGAUAUGUGACAAAUCGCCAUUGA